Molecule: messenger RNA, 1504 nt
Organism: Dipodomys spectabilis (banner-tailed kangaroo rat)
Lineage: Eukaryota; Metazoa; Chordata; Mammalia; Rodentia; Heteromyidae
Product: zinc finger protein 844-like
Exons: 1
Coding region: 101-646 (181 amino acids)
Source: RefSeq, a predicted model, not a curated record
AGUUGUUUCCGAAGACAUGAAAAAACACAUACUGUAGAAAAACCCUACCAAUGUGAGCAAUGUUUUAAAGUCUUCAAAUACCACCUUUCCCUUCGAAGACAUGAAAGAACUCAUACUGGUGAAAAACCAUAUGAAUGCAAAGAGUGUGGUAAAGCCUUCAGAGACCACAGCUCCCUUCAAGUACAUGAAAGGGUUCAUACUGGAGAAAAACCCUAUGAAUGCAAACAGUGUGGAAAAGCUUUCCGGUAUCUCAACUACCUUCAAGUACACGAAAGAACUCAUACUGGAGAAAAACCCUAUGAAUGUAAACAGUGUGGCAAAGCCUUCAUGUGUCUUGGCUACCUUCGAGUACAUGAAAACACUCAUACUGGAGAAAAACCCUACCAAUGUAAACAGUGUUUUAAAGUCUUCAAAUAUCACCUAUCUGUUCGAAGACAUGAAAGAACUCAUACUGGAGAAAAACCUUAUGAAUGUAAAUACUGUGGUAAAGCCUUCAGAUACCAUAGCUCCCUUCAAGUACAUGAAAGAAUUCACACUGGAGAAAAACCCUACAAAUGUAAACAGUGUGGAAAAGCCUUCCGGUAUCUCAACUACCUUCAAGCACAUGAAAGAACUCAUACUGGAGGAAAACCAAAUAUCACUGUAAACAGUAUGGGAAAGCCUUCAGAAAUGUAUUACCUUUGAGUACAGGAACAUAUAGUGAAGGAAAUCCCUAUGUAUAUACAUAAUAUGGCAAAGCUCUUAGUUCUAGUCCCUUGAAUUACAUAAAGGAACUCAUUGAAGAAAAAAUGUGAGCAAACUAUGUGGUAAAGUUCUUAGCUCUUCCAAGUCUUUUUGAAUACAGAAGAAAAUAUAUGCCUGGAAUAAAUUCUAUACUUGUAAACAAUGUGGUAAAGCCUUCAGUCCUUACCAGUCCUUUCAAUGACAGAAAAGAACUCCUACUGAAGAAAAGUUCUAUGAAUGUAAACUAUAUGUGAAGUCCUUCAUAGGUCACAAUUUGCCAUGAAGACAUACACAUACUGGAGAAGAUCCUAUGAAUGUAAACAGUUCACUAAAGCCUUCAGAGAUCACAGUUCCCUUCAAGUGCAUGAAAGAGCAUGAACUGGUAUUGAGCUUUCUUAAAUGAUUUUCUGUAUCUCUUGGGAUGAUCUUGCUUUUUCUAAUAUGUAUUAUCUUUCAAAUAUGAAAACAUGGCUUUUAUAGGUUCAAUCCCUUUUGAUAUGGGAUAUAAGAAUUUUUACAUUUGCUUUUCUAAUACUUUGUUGAGGCCUUUUGUGUCCUUAUUAAAGGAUUUUUUAAAUAGUACUGGGCUUGAACUGUGCUCAAAAAUUUUUUAUACCUUAUGGCAUGUAUUUAGUGUAUAUAAAGUGUGUUGUAUGCAUGUGUAAUAUAAACAUAUUUAAUAUGUAGAAUAUAGCAUGGUUUGUAUAUAAGCAUAUGUUAUAUAUAACUGGUUUAUAUUUUAUGUAAUUAAAAUUACAUAAUUACAAUGGAAUAUGCUUUU